AUGGCAAGUAAGUUAUCUAUCCGCCGCGCCCAAGUGCACGUGCCAGAAACUUGUGCGUGGUGUGAAGGCAUACAGGACGUUACCUGGUACUGUAAAGAUUGUCAGGAGACUCUUUGUGUCCGCUGUGUUGAGAGUCAUCAACGCGCGAGAAAGACACGAAACGAUGUCGUCAUACCAAUUACGGUGGCAAACAAACGCGGGGAACCUGUACUCCCAGAGGUAUGUAAGACACAUCGGGGUAAGAUUUGUGACCUGUACUGUUGUGACUGUAACAUCGUAAUGUGUGCAAUGUGUUUUACCGAGAAACAUAAACAACACAAUUUCAAAAAUAUCGAAGAAGAAAUUGACUUACAAAAACAGUUCAUGCAAGAUCAAUUGGAAAUAUUAAUUUCCAAGUUAGACAAUUCUAUUGAUAAUCUUUCAAAACGUCAUGAAGGGAGCAAGUCAUUCAAAGAAAGCGUGGACUUAGUUCGACAAAAUGUUCAAACCCAAAGACUGAAACUAAAAGCGGAAGUUGAUUCCAUAGCCGACUCACUUUUGGCUGAGUUAUCGUCCUUAGUUGAAGAAGAAGAAAAAUCUCACAAGCAAGACUGUAAAUCUCACGAACAAACUAUCACAGAGAUCAAGCAACUUAUCAGAGAUGUAGAGUGGAACACAGAAAAUAUGUUUAGUACAUCCAUGUUUGCGCUGACGAGGAAACUGAGAAAUACAAUACCGCUGUAUGAUGUUGCUGCACAAAGCGUGUUACACAGCCCCCCUCACUUCAUGCCUGGACAGUUGUAUCCUGAUCAGUUGAAGGCAAUGAUUGGAAGUAUACAGGUCAGAAGAUUGAUAAAAGAAGAUAUUGCGUAUCAGAAGAAAGAAUUUGACAGUAAACAUAUUUCUACAUUCCGAGUACCUCAGCAGGAUCAAAUAAACUCAAUAUGUCCUAUUGAAGACACUCACGUAUGGAUGUCAGUAUUUGCAUCUAAAAAAAUGAUUAAAGUCAACAAGAACGGCAAGGUCACAGAGUCUGUCAGCCUUGACUUUAACCCGUGGUGUCUGACAGUGACCAACACAGAAGAAAUACUGAUCACAUGUAGUGUUGGUUCACCACUGAUUUACAAACUAUCUUUGGACAGACGAGUGACCAUAUUUACUGACAUCAGUCCGUUAGAAGCCCAUGGUAUCAGUGUCAGUGACAGUGACGAGGUGCUCGUUACUACUCACACUAAAACAAUACAGGUACUGAACAUGUCCGGGGAGAGGAUCAGACAAAUCUCGUGUGGAGGUAAUGGACUGAGUAUCGUAUGUUUGACAACAGGACAUAUAGCUGUCGCCACUGGCCAUGGUCCUUGA
Mizuhopecten yessoensis (Yesso scallop) is the source of this 1338-nucleotide messenger RNA. RefSeq names its product RING finger protein 207-like. Gene Ontology annotation, biological process: positive regulation of DNA-templated transcription. The transcript has a single exon. Gene Ontology annotation, molecular function: ubiquitin-protein transferase activity; zinc ion binding. The record is from RefSeq and is a predicted model, not a curated record. Lineage: Eukaryota; Metazoa; Mollusca; Bivalvia; Pectinida; Pectinidae. Gene Ontology annotation, cellular component: chromatin; nucleoplasm. The coding region runs from base 1 to 1338 and encodes 445 amino acids.